AUGGGGACCAUGUUGUUGAUGUGCCUGUUGUUGCUGUCGUUGACGAGCGUGGGAGACGCGGUUAACACUGCGCGCGUGGUAGUACCUGACAUUGCAGGCAUGAUCCACCCAUCGACGUCUUCCACUAGUCGCCACGUGAAGUUUGGAGGCUUGGAUUCUGCCCCUACAGCCUACGAGUUCAUGGCUCCAUCCGACUCCAUUGUGUGCAGUGACGCUCGACUGUGUCUUCAACUGAAGAUCUCUUCGAUAUUCGAGACCGAUCCGUUCUUCCUGCACCAAUACGACAGCAAUUAUCCUAUAGCAUCUGCUACAUUCGACAUGCACGAUUCGUCGACCAUUCUACCGUUGAUACCAGGAGGUACUGAGGUUACAACGUGGUGGUUCCAAACGAACACAACAGCAACGGGGCCGCCAAAGAUUAUCGGCUGGAGACCAGUUACUCGUGGUUAUAAGGGUUCAGUUAAAGGAUGUACGCACAAUAACGAGUUCGAUUGA
This is a messenger RNA of Phytophthora nicotianae INRA-310, 495 nucleotides long. RefSeq lists its product as hypothetical. The transcript has 2 exons. Lineage: Eukaryota; Oomycota; Peronosporomycetes; Peronosporales; Peronosporaceae. The record is from RefSeq and is a predicted model, not a curated record. Bases 1 to 495 code for a protein of 164 amino acids.